AUGGACAACGAUGACCAAAUACACCGGGCAGCUGUAGCGACAGCGGCGACGACCCCAGCAACGGCAGCCGCACCACCACUUCCAAUUAUCCCGCCUUCUGCGAAGCUCAUAGCUGCCAGUGUCGGGGCGAUAGUGACUUCUCUUUCCAUGACGCCAUUUGACGUGAUAAAAGUCCGGCUCCAGACGCAGUCACAGUGGCAUUCUCAGCGACGAACGCACUCAGCCCAUCCGCCACAGAAGCUGCCACACCACGCACACCCCAUAUCAGACCAUAUUACAUCGAGCAACAAACGCCUUAACGGUAGUUUAGAUGCCGUCAUCAAGAUAAGCAAGUUUGAAGGCCCCAGCGCACUCUGGAAGGGCUUAACGCCUACUCUUCUUAUGGCUAUCCCAUCCAAUGCCGUCUACAUGCUUGGAUAUGAGUCUCUUCACCGCACGCUCCUCGAGAGCGGUCUCAACACUGCUCUCUCCCCUCUCCUUGCUGGUGCCAUUGCGCGCACUUUCUCCGCCACUGUCAUCUCUCCCUUGGAGCUGCUGCGAACGCGUCUACAAGCCAGCUCGACGCAAUCGCCCGCUCAGAUAGUCCAAACCCUUCGUCAGUCCGUGCGUAAAUCAGGUCUGCGUGUGCUAUGGCGUGGUUUGGAUUGGACGCUAGCUCGCGAUGUGCCCUUCAGCUCCUUCUACUGGGCCGGUUUCGAGCUGAUCAAGAGAAGCAUGAUACGGUAUGAGGGUAUAGAAGCACCGAUUCGUACACCUUUUGUCGCAGGUGCGGCCAGUGGUAUCUGCGCUGCUCUUGUCACUUCUCCUUUCGACGUACUCAAAACUCGCAGGCAGGCACUGGUCGAUGCUUCUCAUGAGGUUACUCUGCCGAGACAGCUGGCUAAGAAAAACCCUUCGAUGGUCUCCCUCUUUUUUAAUAUCCUUCGCGUCGAAGGUCCAAAAGCUCUCUUCGCCGGUUUGAGCCCUCGCGUCGCUAAAAUUGCCCCCGCUUGCGGUAUACAGAUUGCAACUUAUUCGCAGGUCUCAAAAUAUUGGUCUAAUAGAUAUCCAUAA
Molecule: messenger RNA, 1053 nt
Organism: Wallemia ichthyophaga EXF-994
Lineage: Eukaryota; Fungi; Basidiomycota; Wallemiomycetes; Wallemiales; Wallemiaceae
Product: Solute carrier family 25 member 40
Exons: 3
Coding region: 1-1053 (350 amino acids)
Biological process (GO): mitochondrial transmembrane transport
Source: RefSeq, a predicted model, not a curated record